Messenger RNA from Homalodisca vitripennis (glassy-winged sharpshooter), 5768 nucleotides. It is a transcript of the gene vermilion, whose product is annotated as tryptophan 2,3-dioxygenase. Gene Ontology annotation, molecular function: metal ion binding; L-tryptophan 2,3-dioxygenase activity; heme binding. The record is from RefSeq and is a predicted model, not a curated record. The coding region runs from base 110 to 1285 and encodes 391 amino acids. The transcript is spliced from 9 exons. Lineage: Eukaryota; Metazoa; Arthropoda; Insecta; Hemiptera; Cicadellidae.
CGGAGAGCUGCUCAGUAUUGAGUGUAACAGUACACCUGCGGCCUGCCCAGCUGAUACCACUUAUGUAACACACCCAGAUCCCUGAUCCCUUUAGUCGGCACCUACCACUAUGACUGGCUGUCCCUCCAAAACCGGUUCUCGCACGCCACUAGGGGAGAAUGAUGGGAUGUUGUAUGGCGAAUACCUGCAGCUGGACAAGAUGCUGGGGGCCCAGCGUCUACUCAGCUCCCAGCAUAAGACAGUACAUGACGAGCACCUCUUCAUUAUCACACACCAAGCUUAUGAAUUGUGGUUCAAGCAGAUAAUAUUCGAGCUGGACUCCGUGCGGGGACUCUUCAGCAAUAACCAGGGCUUGGACGAAUCACAGACAUUAGAGAUCCUGAGAAGACUGAACAGGAUAGUCCUCAUUUUAAAAUUGCUGGUGGACCAGGUCAUGAUCCUAGAAACGAUGACUCCUCUCGACUUUAUGGAGUUCCGCAACUAUCUGUCUCCAGCCUCGGGCUUCCAGAGUUUUCAGUUUCGUCUUAUUGAGAACAAACUAGGGAUUAAACAGGAAAACCGUGUUAGAUUUAACCAGAGUUAUGCUCGGGUGUUUGGCCGAGAUGUAGAAGCGAUGAAGGCCAUCGAACGCUCAGAGAGUGAAAUGUCGUUGGAGCAGCUGAUACAGCAGUGGCUGGAGCGCACUCCAGGACUGGAGGCUAAUGGGUUCGACUUCUGGAGCAAGUACAAGCGGGCUGUCGACGAGUGGCUGGAGGGUCAGAGACUUACAGCAAUGGAGAGCAAGUGUGAAGCAGAGCAAAUGUUCCUGUUAUCGGACAUUGAGAAGCGUGCAGAACUGUUCCACUCCGUGUUGGACCCAGGCGCACACGCGGCGUUGGUGCAACGAGGGGAACGUCGGUUCUCCCACAAGGCUCUGCAAGGAGCAAUCAUGAUCACGUUCUACCGUGACGAGGCACGCUUCAGCCAACCUCACCAAUUGCUGUCCCUCCUCAUGGACAUAGACUCACUCAUCACCAAGUGGAGAUACAACCACGUUCUGAUGGUCCAACGAAUGAUCGGGUCCCAACACGUUGGCACUGGAGGUUCUUCAGGUUAUCACUACCUUCGUUCAACCCUCAGUGACCGUUACAAAGUAUUCCUGGAUCUUUUCAACCUGUCAGCAUUUCUGCUGCCACGAAACCACAUCCCUCCACUGACCGGAACCAUAAAGAGUCAGCUGUCGUCGCUGGGAGGUCUGCGGGAACGUCACUGCGACUGUGAUUCCGACAAGCCUGUACACGACUGAACACGUUCACCACGGUAACACUGGUGCUAGCUACCCACACUGCUACCAACCUCCUACCGACUCACUAAUGGCUGCCCAGUCGUCAAUAGAUAAGCAAAGUAAAACUUGGCAAAGAUUGGCAGCAAUUAUCGAGAGUGGUGAAGAACCAACAGUGCUGUUUGAUAUGUCCACAGGUCUUUGGAAUCAUACAAGGAAUGAAACAAAACUAAAGUGUUUGCUCUCAUUGGAACAAUGGGUAACAUAACCAUUCCCAAUGGGUGUACAGCUAUUUCUGAAAAAAAUAUAAUUAUAAAACCUAGUAUUGUUUGUCCUGUCACUUGCUAUAUGGACAAAAUAAUAAAGGUUUUUGCAGUGGGCAUUGAAUUUAACGGGUCACAGGUUGGUAGUUAAAUUUUAAAAUGUUCAAUUUGUUCCUACCCUACAUUUUCAGAAAAAGAGAAAAUCAAUAUGGUUUAAAAUAUUUUUAGAAAUUUCAUGAAUAUUGUACAAUUUAAUAUUUAUAUUGAUACUCAAAUUAAUGGGAGCUUAUUUUUACCCUGUAAGUAAGUAUUUAACAUUAUAACUUUAUAUAAUUUUUCUGUAAUUAAAAUUUAUUUGUAUAUUUCCAGUAACUUCAAAUAAAUUAAACUAAUGUAAUGUAGCAGAUAAAUAAAAAAUACUCUAAAUUAAAUCAAAAUGUAAAAAUAUAACACAAUCUUAGUCAGGAGAAUCCUUAAAUAUGCCUGACUCUUACAAGCAAAUACAAAUUAGUUAAGGAUAAUUCUAUGUACUAAUAAAAUAGGCCUGGUUUCAUUAUUAAAUAUUUUAAAAUUUAUAUCUUGUUUACACUAGCUUGUUCAAGUACUCUAUUUUUUAUUAUAGGAAUAGUUAAUUUAUUAGAUUAUACUGCCUAUUAUUUAUUAGCUGAAAUCAAAACUGAAUUACUUAACAAUCUCAGCUUAAUAGUUUUGUGUUAGGUACGAAAGGAAGUAAAUUUAGCACUUUCUAGUCAUUUAGCUAAUUUAAAAGGUAAAUGAAAUGAAUUAUUACUAUUUACAUGAUAAGAACAGUUUUAACCAAAUAAGUUGUACUAAUUCUACUUUACCAGUUGGUACAAGUAUUUUGUUUAUAUUACCUUACUUAAUAUUUAGGUCAUUGUAUUAUUGAAAUUUGUUGGUGGUUUUAUGUAAAGCUUGUUAAUGAUUGUUUUGCCUUUAUGCGUUACAGGUUCUUGUUUUUUACUAUUAUACAUUAUAUUAUUAGUCAAACUUUCAAAUUGUUAAGUUUAAAUAUUUUAUUGCGUUGUUUGUGACUAAUUUUGUUGACCCCUUAACAACUUUUAUGAAUUAAUUCAUCAUAGCCACUGACAAAACUGGCAGGUUUUUUUAAUAUAACUUUUUUUAUCACCAUUUUCCUCUUUUAAUACAUUCUUCGAUAAAUUUUCUAUUUCUUUUGAUUAUGUGUUGCCAAUCAAAAUAUUACGAUUAUUCAAAUAUAUUUUCAUUCAGAAUUAUUAUUAACCAUUAAAUAUUAUUAUUAUUGGUUAGUUUUGGAAACUUUACACAGCUGUAUUUCAGAAAUGGUUGAAGAUAAAAUGUUUUAAAUUUUGUAUUUUUUAAUCUAAGCAUUUACUAUGAGUACCUAUUACAAAUUUUAGCAAAAUCCAAAAUGAUGAGGUAAAUUGAGUUGAAUUAGCUCUGUAGUAAAAAUAGGCAACAAAAUUACAUUUCACAACAUUUUGUUAUUUAGUGUACAGUACAUAAUAAAACAAAAGAGAACACUUUAUUAGAGCUAAAAAAAAAAAAAAAACUGUUGAGGGGUUAAUUAUACAUAUGAUUUAACAAAUUUUUUGUAAAAAUAUUUUGUUAUGUUUACAAAGCAAUUAAAAACAUAAUAUGAGAGGGUAUUAUCUCAUCUAGAAAAUAACCUUGAUCAAUUUUUAUCUUCCUAAUGUAGUACAUUUCUAGGGAACAUUGUACGUUUUAUAUCUGCAGAAUAAUCAUUGCAAUGUGUACAGUGUUAUCUGCAUAAAGGAGAAAAGAUUUGCAAGAAUGUUUGAGAACCUGUGUAACAGUUUUGUCACUUUCACUGCCAUUUGUUCACUGGAAGGCCGGUUCAUUGAUGGUUUUGGAGCUAUCACUAAACAAUAAUCAAUUUCUGAUUUUGCAAACUUUCACAUUUGAACUUGGACAUUCAGUCUUUGCAUUGACUAAGGUUACAGACGCAUUGACAUUAAACCGAUGUUCAUCGCUUCGAAACAUUAAUUGUGACAGAAAUGUACAGUCGUAUAAACCACUAACCACAGCCGAGAAUGUGCCGUAACUCAAGUAAUGAUAUCCAGAUUGUACACUGCUUCAUACUAGUAAGACUAGAAACUAAUUACCAAACAGUUUUUUAGCCCUUCUAUAUAUUAUCAAAACACAAAAUAUAACAAAAUCAUAUUAUUUCCAUUAGAAUUUAAAUACUUUCAAUUUGAUUUGAAAGCCCAAUUCCUAUGAGCCUUAUCUUCCAGUGACAGCUCAACAUAGCUUCUCACAUUAUCACAAGUACUGUACUAUGUACUGUUGGUACUGGCUGUACUAGCACACAGUCUACUGUCACCACUGUACUAGAGUAGUUCGUUUAUUGUUAUUGUUUACUACUUUGUGAAUCAAUCAUUUCAUUGUAAUUUUAGUUUCCAGUAUUUUUCACCUUUUACACAGUUAAUGUUUAACUCUUAAAUACAUUUUUUUGUUUUCACAGAUUUUGCCACUCAAUAUUAACUGCAGUGCUCUACACAUUCUUUAACUGUAAUAGAGAUAACAAUUAAAGGUAUUUUUAAUUUUAAGAUGGUGUUUAUUUACUACAUAAUAGCACUAUUUGAUAUCUGGUAAGCUAACCGUAAAGCAUUUACCUACAGUAGACUCUCACUGAUCCAGCAGAUAUCAGAGCACGGUAUUGCCGGAUUAGUGAAAACGCCGGAUUAUUGGAAGGACAUCAAUAAAAAUGCUUAAAUUGUUCCAAAUGUGUGCUUUAUUACACUGAACACUAUUCAAAAUUACUGUUACAGUACUUGUGUGCUAAAUUUAAAUGAAAGGCAUUAAAACAGUUUCUUUAAACAUUAUUUUAAUCAUUGGUUUCUAUAUAAGUGCUGUAUCACACUAGACGUAAACAUAACCUUAACUUACGGUGUGGUAAAUCUAUUCCAUUAGAGUAAAACAUUUUUGAUUUUCUUUUGUUUCUUGGUUUGAAAUGAUACUUUUAAUACUUUCUCUUGAAGCCUCUUUAAAACAAGAACAUCACUAGAAGACAGUCAUUUCCUUUGCCCACUUCACAGAAGUUACAAAAACAUUCAUCGCAACAUUGGGUACAAGCAAAUAAACCACUCUCAUCUGUGUUAUAAACUUCAUCAGGAGUUAGGUCUAGUUCCUCCAACUAACAUAAACUUUUCCUUGAAUGGUUCACAUGAUAGUUUUAUGUCUGUCGUACGUAACAACCGAAUUCCGAAAUGCUUUUUGAAUUUUUCUAACCAUCCUUUUGCUUUAAAACCGUUUUUUUUUCCAUUAUCUUCUCACAGAAAACCUUUGCCUUUUCUUUAAGAAUCUCUCCUAAAAUUGGUGUUUGCCUGUUCUGUUCUUGAAGACACCACGCAUACAAGCUGUCCUCAACCUGAGAAAAUUUACCUUUUUUCAGUGUUUUCCUGGCACUUUUCACAUUGUCAUUGCUUUUGCAAAAAAAUUAAAAUCUUUCACUGUUCUUCUGUAUGUCAUGUAUCGUUGUGUGACAGAUACCAUAUUUAUCUGCGAGGUUAGCAAGCUUAUCGCCUUUAUCAAGUCUCUUUAAAAUCCCGUUCUUCUGAAGCAGAGUUAAGUUUUCAUUUACACUGAGUGAGGCAUUUUUCUCUUACUGUCUUGAAAUAUAAAUUAAGCACAGUAGCAAUAACACGGAUAACACUGGCACUGUUAACGUUAACAGCGGGUAAACCAUGAGACAACUGAGCAAUCGUAGGUUGUUUGUUUACAACAGUUUCCAGUAACUUGUCUCAACUUGAACCACUCCACACUCAUCAAAAUACACUGGAUUAUAGAGGGUCUACUGUACCAAACUGAAUCACUAUAUUUUUAAAUUUUGUCUUUAGAACAGGGUUAGCAUUUAACAACUACAAGCAACAAUAAAUUCUGAUUUAUUAAAGAGGAAUUAAAAACCUUGAGAUACUGAAGAGUGAACUGAGAAGAUCUCAGGAGUCAUUAAAUAAAUUUCAAUUUAUAUAAAUAUAUGUUUAUUUUCUGUAUAUAAAUUAUUUUAAAACAACAGAAAAUUUGAAAUCAAGGAAAAAUAUAUUGCAAUAUUAACAUAAACAUUAAAAACAAGACAAAUAUAUCUGAAAAUAAGAACUAAUUAUUUAUAAAACCAGUCUAUAAAUAAGCAACACCACCCACUGUGUUCUGAUAUGCACCUUCAAUAUUAUUUAUAUACUGUAAUAGCUCAUGAUGUACAUAAAAAUGAAUAAAACAGUACAAAUUGA